This is a messenger RNA of Solanum stenotomum, 777 nucleotides long. RefSeq lists its product as uncharacterized. The transcript has 3 exons. Lineage: Eukaryota; Viridiplantae; Streptophyta; Magnoliopsida; Solanales; Solanaceae. The record is from RefSeq and is a predicted model, not a curated record. The coding region runs from base 149 to 448 and encodes 99 amino acids.
UACCAUGUAAUGACUUAAUUGAACCCAACAACUCAGUUUGAUUUUGGGAUACCAAUUUCAAAUAUCUGCAGCUCAGGCAUCAGCAGUGAGCUAGUUGUUCUCCUUUUUCCAUUGACAUCAAAGUUGUUUCUAUUGCUAGAGUGCUGUCAUGGGAGCAGAACGGCCAAAAGACUCAUUAAAAGAGAUGGACUGGAAAAGUCUGGGUGGAGAAAGUAAGGUGCCUGGUCUUGAACCAGCUGUGAAGAAACGGUUUCCAAAAAAGAUUCGACAAGUUCCUGAUUAUUAUUUCCUCCCACGGAGAUCCUUACCAUAUUCCAUAGCCUUUUAUGGGUCAUUUAUUGCUGCCGGAGUUGGCGCAGGGAUGCUACUCGAAGCAUGGAUCAACAAGAAGGUCAAAGUUGGCUGGACUUGUGAUUGCAGAGGAUGGAGGAGUCAUUUGGGAGUUUGACAAAUGAAUACUUGAUCAUGUUGCAGCUCAUUCAUUUUGUUUUCCAGUUGCAUUUUCGCGCCAAGUAGUUUGCGUAGACCUGGACAGUUCAAAAGUUUGUAUACAGGAUAAUACAAUCUUCAUUCUGUAUCUUUACAUUUGAGGAGAAGAGUGCAACACUCACUAAAUGUUGGAUUUCGAAAAUCCUACUAAAAUACUAUUUAGCCCCUGAUGGAUGGAAUAUGAGUAAAAAGAUUGUGUAUCUGGAAUGUAACUAGAAAAUUAUGAUAUUUGGCCUAUUCUACUUUCUCAGUCCUUUUGUUGUAUUUAAUACAAUCACGACUUUUGUU